This is a messenger RNA of Nannospalax galili (Upper Galilee mountains blind mole rat), 373 nucleotides long. RefSeq names its product DNA replication licensing factor MCM4-like. NCBI's taxonomy places the organism in Eukaryota, Metazoa, Chordata, Mammalia, Rodentia, Spalacidae. The transcript is spliced from 2 exons. Gene Ontology annotation, biological process: double-strand break repair via break-induced replication; mitotic DNA replication initiation; DNA strand elongation involved in DNA replication. The coding region runs from base 26 to 358 and encodes 110 amino acids. Gene Ontology annotation, cellular component: nucleus; MCM complex. The record is from RefSeq and is a predicted model, not a curated record. Gene Ontology annotation, molecular function: single-stranded DNA helicase activity; single-stranded DNA binding; ATP binding.
UGAUCAGCUUAUCACCAUCAGUGGCAUGGUCAUCAGAACAUCCCAGCUGAUCCCUGAGAUGCAGGAGGCCUUUUUUCAGUGUCAAGUGUGCGCCCAGACGACUCGAGUGGAAAUGGACCGAGGCCGCAUUGCUGAGCCCUGCACCUGUGCACGCUGCCACACCACCCACAGCAUGGCAUUGAUCCACAACCGCUCCCUCUUCUCUGACAAACAGAUGAUCAAACUUCAAGAGUCUCCUGAAGAUAUGCCUGCUGGGCAGACGCCUCACACUGUUGUUCUUUUUGCCCACAAUGAUCUUGUAGAUAAGGUUCAGCCUGGGGACAGAGUGAAUGUAACAGGUAAGAAUGUGGGUUUGUGACAACAGAAUAGGCGG